AGGCGCGCUGCUUGCUGGCUCCGCGUUUUUUUCGUUUGAAUUUUCUAAUUUCUAUCUAUCUUUACUGCAGUCACUGCAGUCUGUUGAGUAAGGGAGUGUACUGUUGAGCACCGAUUCCGACCAGCACCAGCAACAUUCGCAAAAUUCCCACUUCACAGCCUCGACGCUCUCCUUGAUUUGUGGCAGGUUAUAUUGGAAGAAUUUCAGCCCCCUGAAGAUGAGUCACUCUGUGGUUCAAGGAGAGAGACGGGCUGUGCCAGUGAGAAUGAAAGAAGACGGCGAGGCUAAGCAAGAACAGCCCAAAGCAAAGCGUAGUAAGAAGAUCUUUUCUUCAUCGGACUGGGAGAGUGAGGAUGAUCCUAAGGAAAAUGAAGCCAGCAAAGCCAACAGGGCUAACAAUGAGAAUCAGCGCUCCAGCAAGAACAAUAAAUUCGAGUCAGAGUUGGAGAAACUGCGCAGGAAAAACAUUGAGGCGAGACAGAAAAUGUUGGAACAACUAAAGCUCUUCGAGCUGAAGCAGGAAAUGGAAGAGAAUGUUCAGCAAGUCAAGGAGACUCGGAAGUGCACCAAAUUAGAAGUGGAUCUAAUGGAGCCUCGAAGGUCUGACCGUAUCAAAAGCCAGCAGCCUGUGACUUACGUUUUCACGCCGGAAACGCGCAGAGGUGGUAUUAAUUUUGACACGACUGAAAAAGAAAAGGAGGACUUCUCUUGCAUCAGCCCCUCUACUCAAGUGUUGAGCUUGGAGGAUGCAAAUUGUAGUUUGAAGGUGCGUGAUGCUCGGAAGAUCCUUCUGAACUUGUUUCCAACCCCCGUCGAAUCUGAGGAGAGGGCUGAAAUAGCUGCGGAGGACCAGGGGGAAAUGGAAUUGAUUCCAAAACAAAAUAAUAUGGAAUCUUUGGAGAACUUUCAGAAGAAGAUUGGCUCUCUCACCUUCACUGAGCAGAAUUCUUCAAAGUUUGUGUCUCAAAUAAUAACGUCUUUGGCAUUCAACCCCAUGACGUCGAGCAUUGUGGUUGCAGCCGGCAGUCAUUCGGGAAAGGUCAGCCUGUGGAAGCUUGCCUCGGAGGACGAGAGUGCAACUUCGAUGCUAUUCGGUUUUCACUCUAGCUCCGUAGAUUGCAUCUCUUUCGACGCCAGCAACCAUCAUCUCAUGUACUCGAGCAGCUCUAACGGCUCUUUCUACGAGAGCGACCUGAACAAGCAGAGCUUCUCGCUUGUCUGCGAGAGUGGGAUGCGCGGGAAGAGCUGGCAUUCCCAGGUGAAGCCAAAGGUCUUUCUGCUCAGCCAGGGAUGUAGAGGCGUCGCCAUUGUUGAUCUUCGGCAAGAGUCUACUCGGUUUACUACCUACAGGUGCAAAGAUGAAGUCAUCUGUGCCAGCGCGCACCCUGUUGACAUGUACUUUGCCACGCUGUCCAUGAGCACGAAGCUGGCCAUUUGGGAUGUGCGACAAACAAAAGAGGAGCUGUCAUCAGUGUCUCUUGGAAGGUUUUCUAACGAGCGUGGCAGGUCUUGUUUCUUCUCGCCUGUGACUGGCAACCUGGCUCUGGUGACCACCAACAAGUUUUUAAAUAUCGUCGACACUCGUGAUCUGGACAGGCCCAAACUGCAUCUGACAUAUCCCUCAAGCAACAGUGACAGAAAAGUCGCUAUUUGGCACCCUCAGAGAGAAGAUGUCUUUCUCACUGGCUCGCUGGAAAAGUUGGAUCUGUUUCAGGUAGGCCACGCGGUUGAACCUCUGACCAGCCUGAGCCACAAGUGCGACAUAAGAUCCACGCGCGCCAGUGAGGUUGUCUUUGCCUUCCAUCCCAGCAUGCCUGCUGUCGCAGUCGGAAAUGCCAAUGGAAAGGUGUCUGUCCUGAUGUAACGUGAUUUUUGUGUUUCAUGCUGAGUUGCAAGAAUGUUUUUUUUAUGUUGAUGUUGAAAGCAAGUGGCGUGAUUCAAGUUAUUCCACUUUUCCAUUGAUGGUUAAUGAUAAAAUGAAUGGAUAUUCCAUUUCCCUUCUUAUGCUAAAAUUCUGAAUUUAUGUAUUGAAGCUAAAUAAUAUCUCUUAUUUAAAGUGUUGCACUCAGCGAGUGAAGGAUUUGCAUUGAUUUACAAGAAAUUGUUUUGAUUGCUUGAAACUUGUCGAUUGAAGACAAAAUCUUGUUUUAAACAAUGGGACAAACAUUGAAUCUAAAGGCCUAGAAGAUCUUGAACUCGUACGCUGUUGCUUGUUUGCUUUCUACGUACACGAAUCUAUUUCUAAUUAAAUAUCUUUUGAAUAAAUUAUUUGAAA
Messenger RNA from Cloeon dipterum, 2275 nucleotides. RefSeq names its product WD repeat-containing protein 76-like. The record is from RefSeq and is a predicted model, not a curated record. Lineage: Eukaryota; Metazoa; Arthropoda; Insecta; Ephemeroptera; Baetidae. The transcript is spliced from 4 exons. Gene Ontology annotation, molecular function: DNA binding; protein binding. The coding region runs from base 218 to 1864 and encodes 548 amino acids. Gene Ontology annotation, biological process: regulation of DNA damage checkpoint. Gene Ontology annotation, cellular component: nucleus.